Molecule: messenger RNA, 390 nt
Organism: Sceloporus undulatus (fence lizard)
Lineage: Eukaryota; Metazoa; Chordata; Lepidosauria; Squamata; Phrynosomatidae
Product: lysine-rich arabinogalactan protein 19-like
Exons: 1
Coding region: 1-390 (129 amino acids)
Source: RefSeq, a predicted model, not a curated record
AUGACGCAUAGGCUUGCCCGCUCUGUAAGUCCAUGUCCUCCCAGGCUAGAAAGAAUCGGGAAUCCCGUCUCACCUCCGCAAUUGCCCAGGGGAAGAUCCGGGAGGGGGACCCCCCCUCCGGCCUCGGCUCCCUCUGCGCCCACCGCAGCCCCUCCAACAUCUGCCCAUGCUAGUCCGGCUUUGGCCUCAGUGGCCCAUGAUCUUGGCCAGACCGUUCCGGUCCCUGCUGUGGGCUACGGCUCUUCGAAGGCUAGUGCCGCCUCCAAGCCUACCCAGAAGCCUAAGAAGUCGGAUGCGGGUACCCCUUCCACUCGAGAAGAGGCGACGACUUCUAAGCAGGCAGCCACUGGACAUAAGUCCCACGAGGCGGCUGUUGGACUCGAACCCUAA